UAUUUUACAAAUCGACCGAUAGGCUCAAUUUUUCUACUAGUCACUCCAACGCAAUGCGACUACAUCAGCCACAGCUGCAUCAACCUCAGACGGAAGAGGCGGUGCCGGUGACGACCACGGCGACGCCAAAUCAGAACCCGGCGCAGUCGGUGGAGGCACCGCCGAAGCAGGUGGCUCUGGCCAUGGACAGGCUGGGCCAAGCUGCUCGCCUGAUCGCCGACAUCAGGCUCGGCGCCGAUCGCCUCCUCGAAGCUCUCUUCGUCACCGCACAGCCUCACCAAAGCACCAAGCCCCUCCACUUGUUCCUUAAAGAAGACGCCUCCAUGCGCCAACACUUCCAAGACCUCCGAUCCGUUGGAAGGCAGCUUGAGGAGUCUGGGGUUCUGAAUGAAUCACUUCGGUCGCGAAGUAAUUCGUGGGGGUUGCACAUGCCCUUGGUCUGUCCUGACGGUGCUGUGGUUGCAUAUGCUUGGAAACGCCAACUUGCCGGGCAGGCUGGUGCGUCUGCGGUCGACAGGACGAGGUUAGCUCUCAAGGCCUUCACUGACCAGAAAAGACGAUUUUUCCCUCACCUUGAUGAUGGAUUAGAUGGUCAGGGUACUGAAUCAGAUUCAAAAAAACGUUGCAGUCCCCAGGUACAGAUGGCAAAUCAUCAUGAAGAGUUGAGUGAUUAUAAGACACUAACAGACGUUCUGAUGUGUCUGGAAAAAGAAGUGCCGAAUCUAAGAAUUUUUACAUAUGAACGUUUGGACUGGUUGAAAAGAGCAUUGUCGCUGCCCUCUUUAGCAAAUGAGACUUCCCUGGAAAUCUCUAAAGAACACAAUUUAUACAGUUCAAAUAAACUAAGACCAGGAUCGCUGAGUAAUGUUGCUACAGAGAAGAUUGCUGUGAUUGAGUUGCUGUUUCCCUCUAUCUUCAGAGCUAUUAUAUCACUUCAUCCAGUUGGUUCUACUGAUCCUGACUCAGUUGCAUUCUUUUCUCCGGAUGAGGGAGGCAGCUACAUGCAUGCCAGAGGCCUUUCAGUUUAUCAUGUGUUCAGAUGCAUUACGGAGCAUGCCGCUAUGGCUCUGCAGAGUUUUCUCGGAAUUCGAGCUGAAACAGCUCUACAAUCUCUUCUGCAUUGGGUCUGUAGCUAUCAAUCUAUAUUUACCAAAGUUUGCAGCAAGUGUGGACGGCUGCUAUUGAUGGACAAAAAAUCGGCUUUACUGUUACCUCCAGUUUAUCGUCCUUACAGGCAGUUUUCUGCAUUGGAAAUGUCAUACACCCAACCUAUAAAGGACACGAAUUAUGAUCUUGCUCAGGCUUAUCAUGUCGGUUGCUUUUCAGAGGAAGUGUAGGCGCGGCGGGUAUUGAGGAAGGUAAGUUAGUGAGGCCUUUUUAGUCGAAUAAUUAAUCCAUAACUGUUAUUUGCAUGUUGCAAUUUUUCAUCUCCUUUUUCUGUUAAUACUAAAAUAUGCCCUGUUGAUUUAAGUAA
This is a messenger RNA of Juglans regia (Persian walnut), 1474 nucleotides long. Its product is annotated as mediator of RNA polymerase II transcription subunit 27. Gene Ontology annotation, biological process: regulation of transcription by RNA polymerase II. NCBI's taxonomy places the organism in Eukaryota, Viridiplantae, Streptophyta, Magnoliopsida, Fagales, Juglandaceae. Gene Ontology annotation, cellular component: mediator complex. Bases 54 to 1337 code for a protein of 427 amino acids. Gene Ontology annotation, molecular function: transcription coactivator activity. The transcript has 7 exons. The record is from RefSeq and is a predicted model, not a curated record.